Molecule: messenger RNA, 369 nt
Organism: Nannizzia gypsea CBS 118893
Lineage: Eukaryota; Fungi; Ascomycota; Eurotiomycetes; Onygenales; Arthrodermataceae
Exons: 2
Coding region: 1-369 (122 amino acids)
Source: RefSeq, a predicted model, not a curated record
AUGACCACACCGCGCAAACACCGCGAUCGGUUGCCCAUCCCUCUCCCGCUGGCUAGGCAUGGCAGUGGAGAAGAGCCUUGCCAAGGAUGCAUGCUCCAAGGAGCGACCAGAACGAAGCCGGUGCCCAGGGCGGACAACGGACAAACUGGGCUGCCCAAAACUUCGCCUCCGUCCCGAGAGUUGGUCUGGAGGGCUUCCCGAGAUCUGGCUGAGAACGGAGAACCGAGACGAAGGGCAGAUCCAUGUCUACCGAUUCCCGAUGCCGUGAAUGUCUCUUCUAGCUGCGCCGAUGCUGGGCAGCGCCUUGGACGGCCUGAAGCCUUCGCGAGAGAGCCGUCCACUAGUCAAGCCGCGCGAGCCAAAACGUGA